AUGGAUUCCGAUACUUCCAACAAGAUUACAUCUACUCAAGAAUCAUCGAAAGAAACGAAACAAGACGUAAUUAUUGUUAUUAUCGAUCAAGAUGGUAACAAACAAUUAGUAACUGAAUGUAUUGAAUCAUUACAAAAAGAAUGUGGACAACACCAUAUGGAACGAUGUGCAUCAUUUGAUAUCGCUUCCAGCUAUAUUAAACAACUUGAUGAAAAUAAAACUAUUAUUGUAAUCAUUGUUGGACGUUCAUAUGAAAAAUUACAACAUGUUAUAUCAAACAUUGAUUCUUUACCAGGAAGAGUACGUAAUUGUUUUAUUUAUUCAACUGAACAUGAAAAUACAGAGAAACCUACAAACAUCUCAACUCAAUAUAUAUUUGGUAAACGUCAAUUACUUUCAGCAAUUCAUGAUGUAUUCGAUGCACUUGAUUCAUCGCCUAUCCAUGUUCAUCCUGAUGAAUAUACAUCAAUUACAGUACAUGAAAGUACAUUUAAUAAAUUAUUCAAAGCAAUGAAAUCGAUUCAUAUUAAAGUUCUUGGAUUUACAAUAAAAAUUUCUGAAAUGGAAGCAAUUUUGUCACCAUCGAUAUUUCAAUUUAAAGCUUUAGCCGAACUCAUUGGCAUUUUAGAUAUGCUUCCACAUAUAAAACAAAAAGUUCAUGGUGAAUGUGAAUUAGCAUUGGAUGAACAUACAGGAAAACUUUUACUUAAAAUCAAAAAACUUAUUAUUGAAUUACCGAAACUUUUUGGAUUUGGUGGUGGUUCUACAGAUAUUGGUAGUUAUAUUUCUCCAAUUCCAUUGAAAGGAUUUAUUAAUUUUACACAUCCAAUUGAUUUACCACAUAUGUGUGAAACAAGACAAUUUAUGAUCAUUCCACGAAAUUCUCGAUUUUUUGUUGAAGAUAAACGUGCAACUCUUUCCGUACAAAUUGAUUAUGCUGAAACAUCUAAUACUGAUAAAAAAUAA
Adineta steineri is the source of this 966-nucleotide messenger RNA. The record is from the annotation of a GenBank genome assembly. Lineage: Eukaryota; Metazoa; Rotifera; Eurotatoria; Adinetida; Adinetidae.